This is a messenger RNA of Osmerus eperlanus (European smelt), 1451 nucleotides long. It is a transcript of the gene rbpms2a, whose product is annotated as RNA binding protein, mRNA processing factor 2a. Gene Ontology annotation, biological process: negative regulation of smooth muscle cell differentiation. Gene Ontology annotation, molecular function: protein homodimerization activity; mRNA binding. Bases 244 to 1041 code for a protein of 265 amino acids. The record is from RefSeq and is a predicted model, not a curated record. Lineage: Eukaryota; Metazoa; Chordata; Actinopteri; Osmeriformes; Osmeridae. The transcript has 7 exons.
GCGAAUCUUGAGCACGAUUACAGCUCACAGAAGGCUGGAACAUAAUUGAUGUCCUAAUUGAAAAGCAAGAGAACAACGACGGAUUCGAGCUCCAAUGAAAAAGUUUACUUGUUCGCCCACCAGAGUCCCAUUGCAACGACAUUGAUGUGAGCAGAGGGGUAUUCGCGCACUUCUUUUCCCCUCUUCACCCUCACAGUGCACUUACCCUCUUUCUCACUGUUAAGUUAUAGUUUUCUUUUAUGAAUGAUUCUCUCUCGCAACAAUACAUCCUUGGAUAUCUCCUCCUCUUUAGCACGAACUCACUUCGGCACAUCUUUCCUGAAGUUCAAACGCCACCAAGAAUUCCUCUGCAAACGCACUUGGGGAAAAUAUCCAACAAGAAAAAACUUCACUUUUUCUCCAACUGUAGCUGAAGCUAGUCUCAAAAUGAGCCUUAAAUCAGAUUCCGAGCCGAAUAACAACGUAUCCAUUGAGGAAGAGGUACGGACACUGUUUGUCAGUGGCCUUCCAGUGGAUAUCAAACCUCGUGAGCUUUACCUGCUGUUCAGACCAUUUAAGGGUUAUGAAGGUUCACUGAUUAAGUUAACGUCAAAACAGCCUGUUGGAUUUGUGACCUUUGACAGUCGUUCUGGAGCUGAAGCUGCGAAAAAUGCAUUAAAUGGCAUCCGUUUUGACCCCGAAAGUCCCCAGACCCUGCGCUUAGAGUUUGCUAAAGCCAACACGAAGAUGGCAAAGAGUAAGCUGAUGGCCACACCGAACCCCACAAAUAUCCACCCUGCUCUAGGAGCUCACUUCAUUGCACGGGACCCAUAUGACCUGACAGGGGCAGCCCUGAUCCCGGCAUCCCCUGAUGCCUGGACUCCAUACCCUCUGUACACCACAGAGUUGACCCCUGGGCUUCCCCAUGCAGCCUUCACCUACCCAGCGGCUGCCGCCGCUGCUGCUGCCCUCCACGCCCAGGUGAGGGACCAACCGAUGCGUUGGUACCCUACUCCCUCUGAGACUUCCCAGCCUGGAUGGAAGUCCAGACAGUUUUGUUAAAUCUAGUAAGUUACCAAAACGUGUACGUUUUUAUUCUUAUUUUUGCAUGUAUUAAUUUAGCUGUUCCACUGAAGUCAUACGGCAACCUCAGUCAUCUGUGUGUGUGUGUGUAGGGAAUGCAACAAGGAAGACAUUUUAAUGACGGAAUGGUAAUUAAAUAAUGAGAAUUUCUUUCCCUUUUUAGACCUCCAUCGGAACCAGAUCUUCAUCCAGUUGAAGAGAGGUUUGCCAAGCUCAAAAUUAAUCAGGUUUAUUUAAUGGACAAAUAUAAACAUCCAGUAUUUAUCUCCUCUGGAUAUCUUCCUCGGGAAGUGAGAACUGAAACCAUCUCACCGUUGACAGCCUGAGCGUAUGAUUCCUUUUUGGCAACUAUUACGGUACAGUUUAGCACUUAAAAAAAAAAACUAAAA